CAGUUAUUGUUUUUAAUAAAUUUAUGAAUAUUAUUACUUCUCUUUCUCUCCCAUAGAGGCGGUGGGCCGACAACCUAAUUUGACGCCCAGAGACGGAGACGGAGACGAAGCAGCCACUUGCACUGAAAAUUUAUCUUUUUCUCUUUUUUUAUGGGAAGACCGAUCCAAGAGAUUAUUUGGUCAUUUCUAGAACAAAUAAUGUCGACAGCGCUACCCCUGAAAUGGAUUUUUCGUAGAAAAGUCCACCCUCGUCCUUACAUUGGUGUACUUCUACAACUACACCAUUUGUCCGAAGUUUGUCUGAGCAUUCACGUUUCGUUUUUUAGGGUUUCGAGUGGCGGAUGAAAUUGAAAUCUCGAUUAACAUGCCGAAAUCUUGCAGAUUUUUGGAAUUAGAACUGGAGAAGUUCAUGAAUACGGUUGAAUUCAAGAUGAUGGGAGUAAAAGUUUGUCUAUUGGAAUUUAUUCUAUUUGUCUCGUUUUGCUGUUUUGCACUCAGUGUCGCAGCACAGACAACUGAUCCUUCCGAAGUUGCUGCAUUAAGAGCUAUUAAGAGCGAGUUAAUUGAUCCCAUGAAGCAUCUUAAUGAUUGGAAUCAGGGUGACCCAUGCACAUCAAAUUGGACAGGAAUUCUAUGCUUUGAUCCAGUUGGGACUGAUGGUUACAUGCAUAUAAAAGGACUGCAGCUGUUGAAUAUGAAUCUCUCUGGAUAUUUAGCACCUGAACUUGGUCAACUAUCUCAUAUUCAAGUAAUAGAUUUUAUGUGGAAUGAGAUAACAGGAAGUAUACCAAGGGAGAUAGGGAAGCUUGCAUCUUUGAGACUCCU
Messenger RNA from Nelumbo nucifera (sacred lotus), 825 nucleotides. NCBI's taxonomy places the organism in Eukaryota, Viridiplantae, Streptophyta, Magnoliopsida, Proteales, Nelumbonaceae. The record is from RefSeq and is a predicted model, not a curated record.